Molecule: messenger RNA, 1014 nt
Organism: Magallana angulata
Lineage: Eukaryota; Metazoa; Mollusca; Bivalvia; Ostreida; Ostreidae
Product: caveolin-1-like
Exons: 2
Coding region: 238-621 (127 amino acids)
Biological process (GO): caveola assembly
Cellular component (GO): caveola
Molecular function (GO): molecular adaptor activity
Source: RefSeq, a predicted model, not a curated record
UUUCACUAGGUGUGGCCAAAGAUGAGCCAGUAAACUAGCUAAUUUUACGGCCAUUGAAUACAUGCACGUUUGAUGCUGUCAUUGGUCAAACUAUUUUUCAAACAAACCAACGCCAAAUUUUUUUGUACAUCAUAACCAUCAGUAAUAAAUACCGCGUUCCAUUCUGAUAAAAAAUAACUGGGAAAUCACUGAUCAAAGUCAGGUGUCAAUAGCAAAACAUAAAGUAAGUCGUGAAAAAUGACAGAAAUUGAUUUAGUCAAUAGGGACCCAAACAACCUUAAUAGCCAUUUGAAGGUAGCAUUUGAGGAUGUUUUGGCUGAGCCCGAGGGAGUCCGAAGUCUGGACUGCGUGUGGAAGCUCUCCUACAAAUGUUUCACGUUGUGGAAAACGAUCUGUUACGUCAUCAUGACGACGUGCUGCGGAAUCUGCCUGGCCGCGGAGUGGGGCUGUCAGUUCUCCUACAUCGCCUUCGUUCACAUCUGGUACAUAACUCCGUGCUUCAAGGUCUUGGAGUUGAAUUGUGGGUUCAUGCAGAAACUUUACGGACUCUGUAUCCAUUGCUGCCUCGAUCCGAUGUGUGAAGCCUUCGGACUGAUAUUUCACAAGUUUCAAAGGAUCUGAUUUCCGAUCUUUCCCUUGGUUUAGUUUGGAGAUUUCAGUUCUGUACAUAUAGUUGCCAUUUUUUAAAUUUUCAAUAAUUUUACACGCAUAACUUAUGUUUAUAAUUUGGGAAAGACAAUUAAUUAGACAGGAGUCUUAGAAAAGGAAGUAGGAAUAUGAUGUAUAUGUUUUCUUUUAUACAUGUAUAUUGUAUCAUACAAUAGAACGUAAUAAACAUACUCUUUUUUGGUCAAUAAACCAAAAUCUUAAAUAUAAAACGAAAAUGUUUAAAAGUUAUUUUCAAAGGGACAUAAAUAUGAUUUAAGACCAAACAUUUCUUUUUUCAUUUUUAAUUUAGAUUGAUUUGGUUUGGCGUUUUGAAUGAUUGACCAAAAUUUUGAAUGUUAGAGAUCA